AUGUUGCGUACUGGCUUGUCUCGUGCUGCGAUCCAAAUCCGAGCCGCAAGCUCAAUACCACCACCGAUAAGAAAUAUCAAGCCGAAGUAUACCAAGAUGUUCAUUAACAACGAAUGGGUAGACGCAGUCAGCAAAAAGACGUACGAUACGAUCAAUCCGGUAGACAAGAGUUUGAUUGCGAAAGUCGCCGAAGGUGACAAGGCAGAUGUUGAUAAAGCUGUAAAGGUCAGACCACUUGAUGUUUUAAUGGAUUUUGCUGCUAAGCAGGCACAUAUUGGCAAUUACACCAAUCAGGGACAAUUUUGUUGCGGUGGAACUCGUGUCUUUGUGGAGGGAAAGGUCUACGAUGAGUUUGUCGCUAGAUCCAAGGAAGUGGCUGAGAAACGUGUGCUUGAUGAUCCUUUUGAUCUGAAGACUGAACAAGGCCCUCAGAUCAUUUGCUCCGUAUGGGAAUGUCUAAUCAGUUAUCUUGAUGCUACCCUUGAGCCUUUCCUAGCUUCUCAUGCCAUAGUACAUUUGAAAAAAGAACUACUAAAAACUAUGUCUGACUGCACCGUUGAGCGUUAUGUGGAUAUUGGAAAGAAGGAGGGUGCUCGGCUGGUAACUGGUGGCAAGAGAUGGGGUGACAAAGGUUUUUUUUAUGAGCCAAAUAUUUUCGCAAACGUGAAGGACGAAAUGAAGAUGGCCCAGGAAGAGAUAUUCGGUCCAGUUAUGAGCAUAUUGCGCUUCGAUACAAUGGAAGAUCUUGUUGACAUCGCAAACAACACUAUCUACGGACUGGCAGCCGGUGUUGUUACCAAGGAUCUUGACAAAGCCCUUUAUGUAGCCAACAAUAUCCGAGCAGGAACCGUUUGGGUGAAUUGCUAUCAUGUGUUGGACGCUACGGCACCAUUUGGAGGCUACAAGCACUCAGGUUUUGGUCGUGCAAUGGGUGAGUACGCGCUUGAAGAGUAUACCCAAGUGAAGACAGUUACAAUAAAAGUUAAAGAAUUCAUAACUCAUGAAUCACACGAUACUAAGACGCGGAUAGAUCCAGAAAAUCAACUACCUGUUUCUGAUGAGCCAGGACUGACCCAUGACAUUCUUGUAUCCCACACGUCGGUCCGGCCAAAAGCCUGCAAUCAAGAGGCAAUGAUCCGAUCCCGUAUAGAACCCGCUGGUGACUCCCACGUCCAGCUUAUGAAGGAGGGUUCCGAUGCAAGCCGUGGAACAGCACAAGCCGAAGUCAACCAAGUGCUCACGUCCGAGCUCGCAGAGCUUUGCAGAGAGGCGAUAAAAGAAGCACUCAAAGAGAGGAGAGCAGAAGUGUUGGCUGAAGCUGCAGAGCGAUCUCCACUUCCUCCUCAUCUUCUGAGGGAAGACGGACAUGUCAUUCCAAAGAUUCUCCCGUCCGAAUUACGACGUGGUAUCAUGUCGGUAACAAAUCGCACGGCACCCGGUCCCGAUAGAAUAAGACCAGAACGCCUGAACUGUACUCAUGAACACUCUGGCAACGCUCUUAACCCGGAAUGUCGGAAUGCAAGGUUCUUAAACAGUGGAAUGCCAGCAAGACCGUGUUGUUAUAUGAGAGGAGAGAUCCACAUGACAUCGGCAACUAUCGACGAACUAACUCCACGUGAUUGCUCUGUAAGAGAACCAGAGCAGAAUGAGGGACGUGCAGAAGAUGAAUGA
Messenger RNA from Necator americanus (New World hookworm), 1671 nucleotides. RefSeq lists its product as uncharacterized. Bases 1 to 1671 code for a protein of 556 amino acids. NCBI's taxonomy places the organism in Eukaryota, Metazoa, Nematoda, Chromadorea, Rhabditida, Ancylostomatidae. Gene Ontology annotation, molecular function: aldehyde dehydrogenase (NAD+) activity. The transcript has 13 exons. The record is from RefSeq and is a predicted model, not a curated record.